Messenger RNA from Pelobates cultripes (western spadefoot toad), 2292 nucleotides. The record is from the annotation of a GenBank genome assembly. Lineage: Eukaryota; Metazoa; Chordata; Amphibia; Anura; Pelobatidae.
CAAACAUUAAGUUUCGUUUCUUGUUCCCGCUUUCACUGAUGACGUCUGCUGAUCUGAGAGACGAGCUGACCUGCUCCAUCUGUCUGAACAUUUAUACAGAUCCUGUAACCCUGCCAUGUGGACAUAGCUACUGCCGGGUCUGCAUUGACAAUGUGCUGGACACACAGGGGGUGAGAGGAUAUUACUGUCCUGAAUGCAGGCAAUUAUUUAACACAAGACCAGACCUGCACAGAGCUCUAACACUGCGUAACAUAGUGGAGAGCUUCCUAUCUACUCACCCAGAGCAGGAGGAGGUUGGGAUCUCCUGUACGUACUGUGACUCUCCUGUACCAGCUGCUAAAACAUGUCUGCUGUGUGAAGCUUCUCUGUGUAAUAAACACUUAAAGAAACACAGCCAGUCAGCAGAACAUGUCCUAACUGAACCCACCACUUCACUGGGAGACAGAAAAUGCUCUGUCCACAAGAAGGUCCUGGAGUAUUACUGCUCCGACGAUGCUGCCUGUAUCUGUGUGUACUGCUCAGUUGGAGAGCACAGGGGACACCAGGUGGAGACUCUGAAUGAGGCCUCUGAGAAGAAGAAGGAGAAACUGAGACAUAUUCUGCAGAAACUGACCUUAAAGAGAGAGGAGGCUGAGAAAAGAGUCCAGAACCUGCAGGAGCUCAGGAUAGAAGUGCAAGAAAAAGCAGCCGGGGUAACAGAGGAAGUUACUGCCCUGAUUAGGGGCAUCAGGGAACAGCUGGAAGCUCUAGAGAAGCGAGUCCUGAGUGAGAUCUCCAGGCAGGAAGAGCAGGUGUCACUCCGAGUCUCAGAUCUAAUCCGGCAUCUGGAAAUAAAGAAGGAGGAUCUGUCCAGGAAGAUGGGUCACAUUGAGGAGCUGUGUAACAUGAUGGAUCCAUUAACUGUCUUACAAGGACGGGAAUCACACAGCGCUGACUAUUGUGAUACUGAGGAGGGAGAUAAUGAGGACAGAGAGAGAGAUGAUAAAAAGGUCCAUGCUGUAGGGGAUCUGGAUGUGGGUCUGAUCUCAGUGACCUUACACUCAAGAUUAGCUGGGAUUGUGACCGGAGUAAAGAGACAGCUCCAUGUACCGACUAAUAUAUUACAGGGGGUAAACACGGCUUCAGACAUGUCAUUGGGUGUAAACACGGCUUCAGACAUGUUACUGGGGGUAAACACGGCUUCUGACAUGUUAUUGGAUGUAAACACUGCUGCUAAUGAUGUAACUGUAUCUGGUGAUAUGAAAACUGUAUCCUGGUCACGUAUAGAGCAGAGUCGCCCAGAAACAGCAGAGAGAUUUCAGUCUGAUCAGGUUUUAAGCUCCAGGAGUUUCUCCUCAGGGCGACAUUACUGGGAAGUGGAGGGCAGUGACUCAGAGGGAUGGAUGGUAGGGAUGGCCUAUCGCAGUAUAGACAGGAAAGGAGGUCAGUCACGGAUUGGAUUUAAUAACAAGUCCUGGGGUUUGGGGAGGAGGAUUAAUAAUCAGUAUUAUGUGAGACAUGACAGUAAAGAUAUCCGGUUACCCCCUCCCCCCCCUUCCAGCCGGAGAUUGGGGAUAUACCUAGACUACGAGGCCGGGCGGCUGUCCUUUUAUGAGCUGUGUGACCCCAUCAGACACGUUCACACCUUCACUGCCACCUUCACUGAGCCGCUUCAUGCUAUAUUCGGGGUAUAUAGGGGUAAUACCUGGCCUGCUAUGUGGGAUAAUGCCUGGCUGAGAAUGUAUUGAAUGAUUUAUUAAUCUAAUUAAAGAGAUUUAAUCCCGGAGUGGGAAUCACGAGACGGUAAUACUGAUCUCGGUGUGGGCGGAGCAUCAUAACAGGGUUAGCUCCUCCCACUUGACCUGUGUAUGGGCGGAGCCUGUUACUAAGCAACAGCUGCUCUGUGUGUCACUGUGUGUGAUUGUCGGUGAAUGUUACUGACAUUAAUGCAGCAUUACUCAAUACAGACAAACGUCUCCAUAAUUAAACUAUAGUCACAGCUGGUAUCCUGCAUGUUAGAGAUUGCUUUUUAAUUCAAAUCUGUGUGUGUGUGUGAGCUUGUGUUGUCUGAUUGUGAUGAGAGUUAGAGUUUAAUGUAUCUGAAAUGUCAGACACACUGGGCUGUCAUUGCUUUGUUUCCUUGUCUCAGGUCGCUGCCCCGGUUCCAUCCCUCCAAUCCCUUAUCACUCUCUGUAUACCUAACAAUGUAAAUCCCGGAUUGCUGCCAUGUUUAAUAUUAAAGUGUUGAGCUACGCUGUGUCCCUUAAAUCCCGUGUUUAUAUAAUGUAUAUGCUCUUCCACUCGAACGUGUGG